AUGGGCAUGAAUGACGCCCUUGGAGAUCCCGACCAAACAAACGUCAUAGAACGACAUAGAACUGAAUAUUCAGCAUGUUGUAGAAGGGUACGUUGGCCAAGCUCUUCAUAUGACAUCGAAAACAACAAGGAAUCGAAACAGAACUUGUGGAGACGGAUUAUAGGAUUGAUAUUCCCUGAUAUUGACCAGGCACAAGCUCGAUUUGAGGAAUACGAGGCUAAGAUGUAUGGGAGGAUCAAACAGUACCAGUCUGAUGCCGACCAGGUUGGUGGUCCUUGUGGGUUUUUGCGUAAGGAAAAUGAAAACAAGACUGGGGACAUCAAGGCGGACUAUUAA
Fusarium venenatum is the source of this 336-nucleotide messenger RNA. The record is from RefSeq and is a predicted model, not a curated record. Lineage: Eukaryota; Fungi; Ascomycota; Sordariomycetes; Hypocreales; Nectriaceae.